AUGCUUUCCAGACAAGCGAGGGCCGCUUACGAUUUGAAUUUCGAAUGCAACGAAGCCCUUGUUGAUGAUAAUUUGGAAGCCACGUUGGUUGCAGAGUUUUCAAAGGAGGGCGACCGCGAGAAGACAAUGAAUCGGUUCUAUGCUGCGGAGUAUAACCGGACUGAGGACCCGCCGGUGCACUACCAAUACAUAAAGCGACAGAUUUCUCUGGGCCUGCCGGAGGCAAACAAUGAAAUACAGUAG
Messenger RNA from Echinostoma caproni, 243 nucleotides. NCBI's taxonomy places the organism in Eukaryota, Metazoa, Platyhelminthes, Trematoda, Plagiorchiida, Echinostomatidae. The record is from the annotation of a GenBank genome assembly.